Leptopilina heterotoma is the source of this 1200-nucleotide messenger RNA. RefSeq lists its product as uncharacterized. The coding region runs from base 415 to 1200 and encodes 261 amino acids. The record is from RefSeq and is a predicted model, not a curated record. NCBI's taxonomy places the organism in Eukaryota, Metazoa, Arthropoda, Insecta, Hymenoptera, Figitidae. The transcript has 3 exons.
CGACAUUCAACGAGGCAAUUAGACAAUUUUCGAAGAUCGAGAACGCCUGAGAGAAAUUUCCACUAUUCUGUUAGAAGAGACAAUUCAAGAUGUUGCCCAUGUUCAUAUGAACAAGAGUUCAGGUCGAGGCGAUCACAGCCAACAUGUGACUCAUCAGAGCGGUCACAUUAUAAUUCGAAUAGGCAAAACAAUUCAUGGAGAUUGUCACACUUACCUAAUUACAACUCGUCUGCAGAUCCUGAAAAACGUUGGAAACAAUUGAGGCGCUCGUUCAACGGACAUUAUAAAAACUCAAAUUAUGGUUGGUACUUAUACAAGGAUCUUUUAUUUCUCGAGAACCAUAUUAAAGUUCAAAAGACUUCUAGUGCUGGAAUACUUGAAAAUGUUUCUCAUCUUCCUUCUCCAGUUUUGGACAUGUGUGAAGCAUCCCAUGCUUCUUAUGACAAUUCGUUAGGCAGUACUGGAGAUAAAGAGAAAUCUCAUGAUAGCGAGACUUUUCCUGCGUUUAAUGCACAAGAUUACUAUGAAAAUUUUGUUGACAUCAAGAACGAAUUUUUAGAAUACGAUGUACUUCAUUUUGAAAAUGAAGUUAUUGAAAUUCAAGAUGAUGAUUAUCAUCAUCAUCCUCAUCGGGUAUCACAUGAUCCAAGUUCAACCAGUGACUCACCAAAUAUUGUGCCGUCUACAUCGCAAGGAUUUAAUCCAAAAAUGGCAUCAAUUCGUUUACUUUCCACAAGUUCUCCAAAUUCCAAUAUUUCAACACCACUAGCGUCAGGUGAUCCAAAUUCAGCUAAUGGCUCAUUAAACAUUGUGCCGCCUACAUCGCAAGGAGUUAAUCCAAAAAUGGCAUCAAUUCAUUCACUGUCCACAAGUUUUCCGAAUUCCAAUAUUUCAGCACCCCUAGCGUUUACGUCGCCAAAAGCUGUAGAUGAUACUGCUGAAGAUUUUUAUUCAGCCUAUUUGAAAAAAAAAUCAAAGACACAAACAAACUCGGGGUUACAUACUUCAACACCUGAAAAAAAUUGCAGAAAUAGAAAUGUAUUUAAUGCUUAUCCAGUUCAAAAGCAGUACAGAUCAGUGCAAGAUAUUCCGAUAUCCAAGCUUUCAGGAAAAGUGAAGGCAUCUCCACCCCUUGAUCGUUUCGCGAGAAGGAAUUUGCAAGACAAAAAAGAAAUUCAUUGGUUCUUAAUGACGCCUUAA